Molecule: messenger RNA, 1356 nt
Organism: Daldinia caldariorum
Lineage: Eukaryota; Fungi; Ascomycota; Sordariomycetes; Xylariales; Hypoxylaceae
Product: GroES-like protein
Exons: 4
Coding region: 1-1356 (451 amino acids)
Molecular function (GO): zinc ion binding; oxidoreductase activity
Source: RefSeq, a predicted model, not a curated record
AUGACAUCGCAAACAGCAUACAUCGCUGAGAAGGCCGUCGGCCACGACGGGACCGCGAUCACCGCCCAAGAUGUUUCCAACUACGGCGGUGGCCUUGGUAAGGAAGAGACGAUGAAGGCGUUGUGCUGGAUGGGUAAAUAUUCGGUCAAAGUUCGCGACGUACCGAGGCCCAGGAUUCUCGAGCCAAAUGAUGUAAUCCUCAAAGUUACCGGCAGCACGGUCUGCGGAAGCGAUCUUCACCUAUACCACGGGGUUAUUAUUCAAUUAGUUCCAGGUGAUAUCUUGGGACACGAAUUCUGUGGUGUCGUCGACGAGGUCGGACCUGCUGUCAAGAGAGUUAAGAAGGGUAAGCGGUACGUGGCUUCGUUCCAGAUCACAUGCGGCGAGUGCUUCUUCUGCAAGCAGAAGCUGACGUCUCAAUGUGAGCGUACCAACGCGAAUACCACCGCGCGAGCCAUGUAUGGCGGUCAAACUGCCGGAUUCUUUGGUUACUCGCACUUUACGGGCGGAUUUGCUGGUGGCCAAGCCGAAUAUGUUCGAGUGCCACUUGGCGACGUGAAUCUUCUAGAGUUACCCGACGGAGUACCUGACGAAAAGGCGCUCUAUCUCAGCGACGUACUAGCCACAAGCUACAACGCCGUGCACGAUACUGCCGUGUAUCCUGGCGAUCAAGUAGCUAUAUUCGGUGCCGGUCCCAUCGGUCAGAUGGCUGGAGUUUUUGCCAUCAAAGCCGGAGCCGCCAAGGUCAUCAUUGUCGACACGGAGCCGCGUCUCACUUUUAUCAGAGAGCGCUGGCCAUCAGACCAGGCCGACAAGUUGGUGCUGGUCGAUUACAAGAAGCUGUCUUACGGCGUAACGAACAAGCCGACGGUCGUGUCGAAAUUGAAGGAGCUAUGCGGCGGAAGGGGACCCGACGCUGCUAUCGAGUGUGCCGCGGGCGAAUAUGCUAAAGGAUGGAUGCAUUGGCUAGAGAUGGCGGUAGGUGCGGAAACCGACACCAGCGAGAUCGUCAACGAGAUGAUCGAGGGAGUUCGAAACUUUGGUCGUUGCGGAAUUACCGGCGUAUACGUCGGCUACACCAACCACUUCAACAUCGGAGCUCUUAUGGAGAGGGGUAUUCGACUUAUCGGCAACGGCCAAGCACCGGUUCAUAAAUACUGGGAAGAAUUGCUAAAGAUGAUCCAAGAGGGCGAUUUGGACCCGCUGCAGAUGGUAUCUCACCGGGUUCGCGUUGAGGACUUGGAAAAGGUGUACGCCAAGUUCGACAAUCGCGAGGACGGCAUCCAAAAGGUGUUUGUCGAGACCAAGUUCUCGUUUCCGGCGUGCGAAGGCAGCCCUAAAUUGACGAGAUAUUAA